Molecule: messenger RNA, 813 nt
Organism: Aspergillus oryzae RIB40
Lineage: Eukaryota; Fungi; Ascomycota; Eurotiomycetes; Eurotiales; Aspergillaceae
Exons: 2
Coding region: 1-813 (270 amino acids)
Source: RefSeq, a predicted model, not a curated record
AUGUCAAAGAACCAUCGCCUCUGGCCGCUGCUGAGCUUCCGGCAUUCCCGCGAGAAAGCGGACACAGACACAGACCCUGCAGGACUUAUUGCCUCUCAUGGACAUGACACACGUUCGGAGACACCAGACGACCAUUUACAAACCAGCGAUUCAAGGCGUCGUCGCUCGAUAUCAUGGUUGAGAAUUUCAAAUCGCAAUAAGAACAAAGAUGCAGAAACAAAGCCCACAAAACUCGAUCAAGAAGAAGCAAACACUCAGCCGUACUUGAGUCAAACAGAGUAUAAGGAUGAACCUGAUACCAGCGAAGGAAAAUUAAGUGGUUCGGCAGGAUCAAUUAUGUCUGCGCAAGGGACCCCAAUCAAAGAAGAGGAAGGAGGGCAAGCCGAAGCGAACAUUGCGAGGCUGGGAGAAAAGGUGAUGAAGGAUCUGUGGAGUGAGGCAUAUAAGAAGCUCCACAGCGAUAAUGCCAGUUUAGUCGAAUCAUAUGAGACGGUUUUACUGGCUCCUGAGACCGAUCAUAUGGGUGGACGAUCUUCGACUACGCAGGAGAAAACGGACCGACAAAAGAGAAUCCAAGACCUGGUUUUCUGUAGACUCCAGGAUAUGGAACAGGGUCGGUUCGAUAUUCCGAAAAGAAGUAGGCAAGGUGUCAUCGGGGAUUAUGUUCGUCGUACUGUUCAUGGCAUUCUCUAUGCGAAAGACUUCGUUACAGCAGCAAUUAGCGCUGAGCCCCAUGCUGCACUUGCAUGGGCUGGAGUCGUGAUGGUGCUCCCAAUGCUGUGGCAGGACUCGAGUUCAUCUCAGAUCUUUUGA